GAAGUAUUGGAAACGUAAUGACUGCGGCAUUAAACAACUUUCAAUCGUUACUCACUCGACAUGAGGUAAAGCGCUGAAACAGGUUCAUGUGAACAUACAGAUACAACGAAUGGUCACCCAGACUGAUCCCCAUGUCGUCAGACGCUGCGUCCUCUGACCAGAAGGACGACGAGGACCUCCAUCCCCUGAAAGUCAAGGGCUACUCCCUCGGUCGUCAGAUCGGCACGGGAGCUUACAGUCGGGUCUUACUACUACACCGAGGUCAGGAAGCACGUGCGGUCAAGGUCAUCAGCAAGGUGAAGUGUCCCCGGGACUACCUCGAGGACUUCCUCCCUCACGAGCUGGGCAUCUUCCCGUCCCUGCAGCACGAGAACAUCAUCAAAUGUCACGAGAUCUUGGAUUCCCCGACGUCGUGCUGCAUCGUGAUUGAGUAUGCAGAUGGCGGGAGUCUGCUCGAGCGUCUCCAAGAGGACGGGCAGAUGGAGGAGGAAGAAGCAAGGAGGAUGUUCCGCCAGACUACUCGUGCUGUCCAGUAUUGCCAUCAUCAGGGGGUCGCACACAGAGAUCUGAAGCUGGACAACAUCCUCUUGUCUCGGUGUGGCGGUAUUACGAGAGUGAAGCUGAGCGAUUUCGGUUUCAGUACAAGGGUAUUAGACUCAGAGGGGAGGAAGGUGCUGAGUGUUAAUUUUUGUGGCAGCGCCCCCUACACAGCACCGGAAGUACUUCAGAAAAGCGGUCCGUAUGACGCCUUGGCUGCAGAUGUAUGGAGCCUCGGCGUCAUACUGUAUAGCAUGCUGUAUUUCCGGAUGCCAUUCAACGACAGUGACAUGGACGCCAUGAUACAGCAUCAGCUACAGCGUGACGUGAAAUUUCCCACAAUUCACUCUGCAUCUGUCACGUGCAAAGGUCUCAUCAAGGUCAUGCUGGAACCGGAAGUGGAGAAUAGGGUCACCGUUGACAGCGUCUUGGAGUCGGAUUGGUUUAUAUGAAUAUGAACUCUUUUCUGAGAAUGUAUCCAUAUCUGGAAAUACACGUUUUUCUACCUA
Haliotis rufescens (red abalone) is the source of this 1046-nucleotide messenger RNA. RefSeq names its product testis-specific serine/threonine-protein kinase 2-like. The transcript has 2 exons. Gene Ontology annotation, cellular component: cytoplasm. NCBI's taxonomy places the organism in Eukaryota, Metazoa, Mollusca, Gastropoda, Lepetellida, Haliotidae. Gene Ontology annotation, molecular function: tau-protein kinase activity; protein serine/threonine kinase activity; ATP binding. The record is from RefSeq and is a predicted model, not a curated record. Bases 132 to 989 code for a protein of 285 amino acids. Gene Ontology annotation, biological process: protein phosphorylation; microtubule cytoskeleton organization; intracellular signal transduction.